This is a messenger RNA of Diachasma alloeum, 1305 nucleotides long. RefSeq lists its product as uncharacterized. NCBI's taxonomy places the organism in Eukaryota, Metazoa, Arthropoda, Insecta, Hymenoptera, Braconidae. Bases 1 to 1305 code for a protein of 434 amino acids. The transcript has 6 exons. The record is from RefSeq and is a predicted model, not a curated record.
AUGAAAAGACUAGUCGAUUGCUUUCAAGUUUCUGACGACAAAUUGGGAAAUUCGCCUCAAGAAAAUUCUGUCCUUUUGGAAUUGUGGAGUGAGGAGACGGACGUUAGCAUGGCCACAUCACUGAGUUCAGUGUCCCACUGCUCUCGAACGAAAGUGACGAGACUCGGGAAGAGCAGCCUUGUCCUCGUUGUUCCGUUGUUACUGGGUCUCAAGAGCGAGGCAGUCACGAGUACCGUUCAAGUUCAAUGGAAUCAGCGAGGAAUUACUCACUGCGAUUUUCGGAGGCAUGAGGGGGUUUACGGGGUCGCGGACCUGCUGAGUUGUAUGAACGAUUUGGCAUCACAAAUGGUGGGUCAGAGAUUCUCCAGGAGAAUCGAUGAGGGAAAUAGGUUCCUCCCAGCAUCGAGGAGGACGGACUCCUACGGAUACGUCCGGUAUCCUCCCCAUCCAGAACGACGAGACUACAGGCCCAAUUCUUUGUACCGAGAGUCCCUGUACCCGGAUAAUCUCCCAUCACCACACAGAUACCCACCAGCACUGCCACCGGGCUAUCCCCUCGAACCCACCUCGAAUUACAGUCCCGGAAUUUUGGGUGUCAACUUGCUCGAUGCACUGUCCUCCAUAUCACAAUACGACGAUCGUAAAUGCGUUCCCAGAAUUCUCUGCGAGGUUGCCACCGGUGUCGUACCCGGUAAUUCCGAGUACAAGCAGAGUUACGGGGGCUUCGGUAUGAACUCCCUCGUCAGUUUGUUGACGGCUUUCGACGUCGGAGGAUCAUCGCCACUCCUGACCUUUGGCAAAUCCGCUUUGAUGGGAUAUACCAACAGAGGCAAUCCAGAUGUCUGCUAUCGACAGUAUCCAAGAUGCCCCAGAGAACCCAGUGCUGUUGUUGAUUAUCUCAACAAUCAUAAUGGUGGAUUUUUCAGAUUUUUUAGGAAUAGAAAUUCAGGUCUUGGCUAUAGAGCUGCUGUUAAUCACCGACCAGCGCCCCCUCCAGGCUUAUCUGGCCCUGAGUCUGAUCGCAAAGGUACGGGUAGUCUGAGAAUCGACGGCCCAUCAAACAAUCCCAGUGAUCUAACUGCCUAUGAGGGCAUCCUUCCAGAAGCUCAUCAGACAAAGGAAGUUGUUUUCCCUGACUCUUCAUCUAAGAGAGAAGCUAAAUCACUGAAUUUCAGAGACCAAAUCUCCUUUUUUCCUCAAGUAACUAUGUCAAUCAAAGCCUCAAAUCAUUCACUUCCUAAUCACGAUGAUUUUAUUUCAGUGAGGAGUAGCAGAAAUCAAUCUUCAAACAUUCAAUGGAUAUGA